Messenger RNA from Ostrea edulis (European flat oyster), 3507 nucleotides. RefSeq lists its product as uncharacterized. Lineage: Eukaryota; Metazoa; Mollusca; Bivalvia; Ostreida; Ostreidae. Gene Ontology annotation, biological process: positive regulation of DNA-templated transcription. Gene Ontology annotation, cellular component: chromatin; nucleoplasm. Gene Ontology annotation, molecular function: ubiquitin-protein transferase activity; zinc ion binding. The coding region runs from base 217 to 1869 and encodes 550 amino acids. The record is from RefSeq and is a predicted model, not a curated record. The transcript is spliced from 2 exons.
GAACAAGAAUGUGCAUGAUACACGGCCCCAUAGUUACCUGUGUGUUUAUACAGGUACGUGACGAUGACAGGUAAAUUACUCGAUCACCAGAAAGUAUAAAUACCAAACAGAAAGCAUAUACUUUCCUUAAAUCCCUGGAGCACGGUGGAUAUCGGGCCAAGAAUUUCUUCUUUACACACAUCUGGAGUUUAGAAGUAUAAAAGCUACUAUUGGACUAUGGCCACGCCCAAAUCUCAGGAGGUCAUCACCUGUGACCUUUGUGUCAAGCCUACCCAGCAGUUCUGUAACAACUGUCAACUCAGUUUGUGUGUGGACUGUGUUAGUAAACACGUGGACAAGUUCAAGUACCAACCACAUGACAUCGUUCAUUUCAAAGACAGAAAGAUACAACUUGUUUUUCCUGAAUGUGAAUUUCACACCAACCAGAGAUGUGAGGCCCACUGCCAGCAAUGCGAUGUUCCAGUUUGCCUGAAAUGCAAAUUUGGUCCUGGGGCCCAUAAUGGACACACAGUCAAGGAUAUGACAGAAAUCUUCAACGACAAGAAAAAGAAACUUGAAAAGGAAACCAAAGAAAUCGAAUCCACCAUUAUUCCGCAGUGCAAGAAGAAAAUUGAAGAAACAGAAAGCAAAAUAUCCAUUAUAAUGGCCGAAUUUGAUGAACUGGACAAAGAAAAAGAAAAGCACAGAAAAUCCUGGCACCAGGAAGUAGAAACCAUUUUCAAUAACCUCAGUUCUUUAAUGAAGUCCAUCAAAGAGAAUCUCCUGGCUGUUCUAAACUCUCACAAAUCCAAAACAAACAAUCAAAUUCCAGACAUGACCCAAACAGUUGAACAAAACAAAGAAACUCUGAAGUCAAACAGUGUGUCUGCAGUCACUAACUACAAAUCCAAACUCGAGGAAUACAGGAACAUGCCUACUGAUAUUGAUAUCAAACUGCCAUCACUCAAAACCAACACAGUCCAAGGGAGAGAACUCAGCCUGGAAUUAGGAGAAUACAAGGCUAGCCUGACACAGACAACACUGUCCAGUCUGACAGAGGAAGUCUCCUAUUUAUCUUUACAAAAGCUGUUAAAGCAAGCCAAAUCAAUUACAACUAUUCCUACUGGGGUUAAUCCUCUAUUCCAUGUUGCCUGUGUGGGAGUGGAUGAAGCCUGGGUUAGUGGUCAAAAUAAAACCAUAAGACGUGUUGACAUACACGGGUCUGUACGGGACACUGUCACCACCACAUGUUAUUUCUGGCCUAUUGACAUCACAGUGACCAGACAGGGAGAACUGGUAUACAGUGAUACAACUGUGAACAUUGUCAGACACGGGAGAACAGAGACACUGAUAACCACACCUCAGGACUGGCAUCCAGACAAACUAUGCUGUACUAAGUCAGGGGACAUCCUGGUCAGUAUGUGUACUAUUGAUUUUAGCCAACGUAAAAUUGUUCGUUACCAGGGACACACAGUGAAACAGGAAAUAGAUCGAGAUGAAGAUGGAGAACCAGUCUAUCAAGGAGGAGAAUACUCGCUGUCUGUGGUGGAGAACAACAAUGGAGACAUCUGUGCCUCUGAUCUUAAUGCCGACACCGUGGUCGUGGUGGACAAGUCAGGAAGAGUCCGAUUUCGAUAUGACGGUACACCAGCCAGGAGGAAGAAGUCAUUUAAUCCUAUACAUAUAGUGACAGACUCCAUGAGUCAGAUUAUUGCGGCAGAUAUCAGCAAUGCCUGUCUUCAUAUCCUGGAUCAGAACGGGCUGUUCCUGAGAUGUGUGGACAAUUGUGGACUAGAUAAUCCUCAUGGACUGAGUGUGGACAGUGAAGGGAGGUUGUGGGUAGGGUUACAUCAUUCAGGAGAAGUGAAAGUGAUUCAGUACGUGAAAUGAAUAUAUAGGAUCUCCCAUGGUUGAAUAUGGUUAUUAUCCAACUCGUGUGUUUUCUAUCCUCGAGCCUUGACUGGGGGUUAGAAAACACGAAACGAAAGGCUGGAGGUUAGAAAACACGAAACGAAAGGCUCGGGGAUAGAAAACAUGAAACGAAAGGCUCGGGGAUAGAAAACACGAAACGAAAGGCUCGGGGAUAGAAAACACGAGUUGGAUAAUAAUAUCCAACCACAAACCAUGGGAGAUUCUUUUUACCACAUAUCUUAUCCUGAGAGAUUAUUGAAUUUGCAUUUCAAAAUUCUGUUUUGUUUACCUCAAUCCGAACUACAUUUGUAACGUUACAUCGUUACAAUAAAAAUUAGGAAGAAUUGUUUUCGCACACCAAACUUCCAUUUUCCAUAGUUUUUACACACAUAUUGAGAUCAUCUUUAUUUAAAGUGGAAAAUUAAAACUUACGGUACAUAACAUUCACCUAUUUGUAUGUGCGCUUCAAACACGGAACAGUGUAGUGAACAUAGUAAAUUAAACUUACCAACAUACCAACUAUCAAAGACAAACAAGAGGCCCAUGGGUCACAUCGCUCACCGGAGUCACCUUGGCCUUGCCAUUGUUCAGCUAUUAUUAUUUUUAAAACAAUUUUUAUCAAUCUUUAUUCUCAUGAUAAUUUUUAACCCCAUAUUGUGGCCCCAAUUUAGUUCCAAAGGAUCACAAUAUAAUUGAAAAUGAUUUCACGUAACACAGAGAUACCUCAACACCAAUAUGACUAACAUGACCUUGCUGUUCUGGAUAACACCAAGGUCAUUGAUCAUGGUAUGAUAUGAAUGAAAGGUGAAGAUAACGAACAUUGAUCAAUCUCAUAACUCCCAUAAAGCAAUACAAAAUAGAUAGUUGGGCAAACACGGACCCCUGGACACACCAGAGGUGGGAUCAGGUGCCUAGGAGAAGUAAGCAUCCCCUGUCGACCGGUCACACCCGCCAUGAGGCCUAUAUCUUGAUCGGGUAAACGGAGUUACCCGUAGUCGAAAUUAGUGUGCCAAGAACGGCCUAACAAUCGGUAUGAAACACGACAGACAGCAUUUGACCCAAUGGUAGGUUGUAUUGAAUACUUUGCCUUAAGAAACCUAUAUAUAGAGUAUGAAAGAUCUAUCUUAAUAGUCAGGAGAUAUUAAAGAGGUAAGAUUUUUAAUAAAAGUAGGUCAAACUUCGAGGUCAAAGUCACAAGAUCACACCAUUGCAUCAGAUGAAAGGUCUUUUUGUAAAAAAAAAAAAAAAUGUACGAUUUUCCCAUUUAAAAUUAUCAGCAUAGAACACUUUGGUCCCCCAUUACGGCCACACCCUACUCCCCGGGACCAUGAAUUGCACAAACUUGGAUCUACUCCAUGUCGGGAAGCUUUCAUGUAAAUUUCAACUUUUCUGGCCCAGUGGUUCUUGAGACGUUUUCAAUGAGCCCAUCCAUUUUUGCAUUUUCGUGAAUAUCUCCCCUUUGAAGGGGACACGGCCCUUCAUUUCAACAAACUUGAAAGUCCUUCACCCAUGGCUGAUAUGCACCAAGUUUAAUUGAAAUUGGUCCAGUGAUUCUGGAGAAAAAGAUGAAAAUGUGAAAAGUUUACAGAGGGAUUACGUCACAAUCUGUUUUACCCC